GAGAAAACGCAAGAUGCUAUAGCUACAUUGCAGAGCACAUUCUUUAAUGGAACUUACUACCCUGGCACUCUGCAGUGGAUCAAUGCAUUGGUGAAAGGCACUUUCACAACCGGACUGGCAACUUACAACGGAAAUAUUCCAGGAGCACAAACUACAGCUGCGGAGAUACAGAACAACAUCCAGAAAUACUAUUCCCAGAUAGAAGCAUACUACGGUGGCGAGGACACGAUACAGAUUUUCGACGCGGCAUACGAUGAUGCGCAGUGGGUUGUGCUCGAGUGGCUGGAAGUGAUCAGAUUUCUCGCACAAUACAAUGCCGACACACAGUCAAAUCUUGGGCAGUCCAACAUUGCCAACUACGCCCACAGAGCACAUAUCUUCUACAACAUUGUGCAAGAUAAAUUCGACACAUCGCAGUGCGAUGGCGGCCUGACCUGGAACCCAACUCUCGCGACCUACAAAAAUGCAAUCACGAACGAGUUGUUUGUUUCAUCGUCGAUUGCCAUGUAUUUCUUCUUCCCCGGAGACAGCAACACCGAUCCAUAUCCACAUCCUGAUUACCAGGCUCAGACAAACAACACCUUGCCUCCACUCCCUUACCUUGCACCGCACGACCCAUUGCUACUCCAGCACGCCGAAGAAACUUGGACUUGGAUGAAGACACAUAACUUUACAAAUUCGCAAGGCUUGAUUGUUGAUGGCUUUCAUGUCUCGGAUGGCCAAAGUAGUUGCGAUGAACGCAACGAAAUGGUCUAUACGUACAAUCAAGGUGUCAUGCUCUCAGGUCUUCGGUACUUAUGGGAAGCCACAGGGGAUACAACAUAUCUUAACGACGGUUACAACCUCAUCGACACUGUCAUACGCGCGACCGGCUGGAGUGCGCAUGGCUAUGCCCAAGCAGGGGAAUGGGCAGGCCUCGGAAGAAACGGGAUUCUAGAGGACUACUGUGACGCUCCAGCAAAUUGCUCGCAAGAUAAUCUGAUUUUCAAGGGAGCAUACUUCGAGAGCAUGGACAUCUUCUGUAACGCUUUACCUACAGCAACCCCGAUGGUAGCGGGCAUCAGUAAGCUCGCCUCUUCCGACCUCGCAGAACAGCACUACACGAAAUGUAGCUCUUACAGUCCAUGGGUACAGCAUAAUGCCUGGGCCGCCUUAAGUACCAGGAACAAUUCUGGUGUUUUCGGAGAGUGGUGG
This is a messenger RNA of Pseudocercospora fijiensis CIRAD86, 1194 nucleotides long. RefSeq names its product glycoside hydrolase family 76 protein. Gene Ontology annotation, molecular function: mannan endo-1,6-alpha-mannosidase activity. NCBI's taxonomy places the organism in Eukaryota, Fungi, Ascomycota, Dothideomycetes, Mycosphaerellales, Mycosphaerellaceae. The transcript is spliced from 2 exons. The record is from RefSeq and is a predicted model, not a curated record. Gene Ontology annotation, biological process: carbohydrate catabolic process. The annotation marks the transcript as partial.